CACACCUCUUAUAUUUUGCGCCACACCCAAGUCUUCUUUCUUUCUUUCCCACGUGUACUGUGUACAGGCGCCAUUAAAGAUAGAGGGUCACCAUGACUCGUAUGGGUAAUCAUGUUAUUCCUAAUGCUCACUUCAAGAAGCAUUGGCAGAGAUACGUCAAGACAUGGUUCGACCAACCAGCCCGCAAGAAGAAAAGAAGAAUGAACAGGCUCAAGAAAGCAGCAAAACUGGCUCCUCGUCCAGCUAAAGGACCUCUUCGUCCUAUCGUUCAUUGCCCUACUAGGAAGUACAAUAUGAAAGUCAGAGCUGGCAAAGGAUUUUCUUUUGAAGAAUUAAGGGCUGCAGGUAUACCGCCUCGUGUUGCUCCCACGAUUGGCAUUUCAGUUGAUCAUCGUCGUCACAAUAAAUCUUAUGAGUCACUUCAAACAAAUGUCCAGCGUCUCAAAGAGUACAAGACUCGUCUCAUCCUCUUCCCAAGGAAAGGCAAGAAACCACGCAAAGAAGACAGUGAUCUUGAAGCUUGCAAAUUGGCUAAACAGCUCAAAGGUCCAGUUCUUCCCAUCAGACAGCCUCGUAAGGUCUUUGAGUUCCGAGCCAUAACUGACGAGGAAAGGAAAGAAAGUGUUUUUGAGGCUCUUAGGAAGGCAAAGGCAGACUCUCGUCUCGUUGGUGUCCGUGAGAAGAGAGCAAAACAGAAAGCCGAAGAAGAGAGACAGCAGAAGAAGCCUCCAACUAAAUAAAGACUAAUUUAAUGUUUUCACAAUAAUAAUUAUUAUUAUGUAGUCAGACUAAAAAUUAUUAUGAUAACAAAUGAUGGUUUUCUGACAACGCCUCAAAA
Molecule: messenger RNA, 838 nt
Organism: Amphimedon queenslandica
Lineage: Eukaryota; Metazoa; Porifera; Demospongiae; Haplosclerida; Niphatidae
Product: 60S ribosomal protein L13-like
Exons: 4
Coding region: 93-740 (215 amino acids)
Biological process (GO): translation
Cellular component (GO): ribosome; cytosolic large ribosomal subunit
Molecular function (GO): structural constituent of ribosome; RNA binding
Source: RefSeq, a predicted model, not a curated record